AUGCAAAUUGGCGCUUAUAAUUUUGAUAAUCUUAAAGAAAUUAUACGACAUGUACGACACUUUCAUAACUUUACUAAUAUUCCAGUGUUUGUGGGAAGAGAUGUUGAUUCUAUCGCUUUAAAUAGCUUUCAGGAGUUCCUAAAUGAGCAAAUCAGUUCAACACAAAUUAUUUUUACAAGAGAGGCAAAAGAUAAUGUAUGGAAUUUAUUGCGAAAUUAUGUGAAUGAUGAAUUGCUCAGCAUUGUGUUCUGUGAGUCAAGCACAGAUAAAAUUUGGCGGAUCGUAGAUAGACGUUUGCGUAGACUACGUCGAACAAAACUAUUAGUUGUGCUGAAGGAUGUAUCGUAUGAUAAAAAUUUCAUGAACCAAAUGUUUUUGAGAUUAUGGGAUAUGCAAUUUCUGCAAGUUAUUGUUUUUAAUAAUGCAACCAUUUUCAAUUACACACCAUUUCCGCAAUUAAAAAUCUCAUCGAUCAGUUUAGGCAGUGAAGAUAUAUUUCCAACUUUAAGCACAAAUUUACGGGGCUACACUGUAUCAACGCCGGUGGAAAAUGAUGUACCGCGUAUAUUUUGCAUAAAAGAUUCGAAAGGAAAACUACAUAUAAAAGGAUUUGCAUACAGAAUUUUUAAAAACUUUUUACGUCGCUUAAAUGCAACUCUGCACAUAACGAACCCACAGGCUAAACGAUCCAUCACAACCAGUGUGAAUAUGACACAUAUUAAAUAUCUAUUAAGCACACACCAAUUAGAAAUUACUAUGCAUCCAUACACUGGUAUAAGCGAUAAUGAAGGCAUUAUGAGUUACUCUUUGUAUAUAUUGAAGAACUGCCUCAUAGUUCCAGUGAAAAAUGAGAUCCCACGUUAUAUGUAUUUAGUGCGACCAUUUCAUUUGAGCACGUGGUUGUUGAUAGUAUUAGCUUUUGUCUAUGUUGCAUUUAUAUUAACUUGGUCUAGUCCUGUGCUAUUACGUGAUCGUAAAUUGUCUGAUCGUUUCUCGCGUGCAUUUUUGGAAAGCAUUGCUCAGUUAACAUUUCUAUCAUCCGUAUAUCGCAUAAAUCUACCUAAACUUCCUUACUUAUGCAUUUAUUUGCAGUUGGCAAUUCUGGGUUUUUUCAUAACAACUUGGUAUAGUAAUUUGCUGGGAAGUUUCUUCACGACAUUUUUGGUUGGUAAGCAGGUGGAUUCCUUUGAGGAUCUAAUUGCUACAAAGUCACUUAUAUUAGCAAAAUAUUAUGAAACGAACUUGCUGCUAGAACAAAUUCCAACGCAUCUAGGAAAAAAAGUGGAACCUCUGAUAGUGCCUGUAAAUGCCAGCGUACAAGUAUCUCAUUUAUUAAACUUCAACACAACAUAUUCAUAUCCUUUUACUGAGGAACGUUGGAUAUUUCUAUCACUUCAACAGCAAUAUGCUAAUAAACCCAUUUAUCGAUAUUCUCAUAUAUGUUUCGGUACGCCACGUAUAGCGUUUCCUAUGCGAACCGAUUCACAUUUUGAACAUCCUAUGACACAAUUCUUAAUGGAUGUACAAAUGGCCGGUUUGGAUCGUUAUUGGCUAGUGGCUGAUUUUAAGGAUGCACUUAAGGCGGGCUAUGUACGUUUAAUUGAUAAUAUCUUACCACUUAAAGCAUUGGAUUUAAAUAGUUUACGAUUAGCUUGGUGUUUAGUGGGUGUUGGUUGGACUGUAGCAAUUUUAACAUUUGUUUUGGAGAUUUAUGUACAUCGAAGAAGAACUUAUCAGAAGUCCAAUAAAGUUUUACAUAUAUCAGAUGUAAAUUUUUAG
Messenger RNA from Teleopsis dalmanni, 1779 nucleotides. RefSeq lists its product as uncharacterized. The coding region runs from base 1 to 1779 and encodes 592 amino acids. The record is from RefSeq and is a predicted model, not a curated record. Lineage: Eukaryota; Metazoa; Arthropoda; Insecta; Diptera; Diopsidae. The transcript has a single exon.